This is a messenger RNA of Pichia membranifaciens NRRL Y-2026, 1750 nucleotides long. RefSeq lists its product as hypothetical. The transcript has a single exon. The record is from RefSeq and is a predicted model, not a curated record. The coding region runs from base 90 to 1478 and encodes 462 amino acids. Gene Ontology annotation, molecular function: mannan endo-1,6-alpha-mannosidase activity. Gene Ontology annotation, biological process: carbohydrate catabolic process; budding cell bud growth; fungal-type cell wall biogenesis. NCBI's taxonomy places the organism in Eukaryota, Fungi, Ascomycota, Pichiomycetes, Pichiales, Pichiaceae.
GUCUGGAGCGUCUGCUGUGCCUCUGUGCAGACCAGGAACAGACCUUUCUGGAGCGACGAUCCUUCCUCCUAGCACCACCACACCACCCGAUGAAACUUUCCAGCACCUACUCCACCCUGGCCCUUGUGGCGGCGUCGGUCCUGUCGACAGCCGGAGCCCUCGAGCUCACAGUGGGCGACACCGACUCCGUUUGCAGCGCCGCCACGGAGCUCGUCGACGGCAUCAUGGACUACUACCUCGGCACCAGAUACGGCGGUACCGUCGGGAUGUUCCAGCAACCUUACUACUGGUGGGAGAGCGCCCUCGUGUUUGGCGGCAUGAUCGACACGUGGAAGAUCUGCAACAACUACACGUACGUGUCCACGAUCCAGAGCGCCAUCAGCCACCAGAAGGGCGACAGCAACGACUUCUACGGCGUGCCUAACCAGACCCACGUUGAGGCCAACGACGACCAGGUCUUCUGGGGGUUCACCGUGCUCGAGGCUGCCGAGAGAGACUUCCCGGCCUACUCCAACAACUCGGGCGACCCCUCCUACGCCGACCUCGCCCUCAACGUGUACAACUCGAUGGCCGACCGCUGGGACGCCGACAACUGCGGCGGCGGCUUGAGGUGGCAGAUCAUGAGCAACAUGAGCGGCUGGACGUACAAGAGCACCGUCUCCAACGCAGGCGUGUUCGCUCUGGGCGCCCGCUUGGCCCGGUACACGGGCGACAACGAGCUCGUCAAGUCCUCCAGCAGAAUUCUGCGCUGGAUGAAGAAGGCCUUCUUCGUGCACGCUCCCACCGACGACAGCGACAACGCCGGCAACUACUACAAUGUCUACGACGGCGCAGACAUCGUCAACGGCUCAUGUCCCGUCGUCAACGGCGCGAUCUGGUCCUACAACUACGCCUUGAUGACCAUGGGCUCGGCCUACUUAUACAACGCCACGGGCGACGACGCCUGGGGCUCCGAGCUCGACAAGUUUCUCGGCGGAAUCGAACACUACUUCCUCAGCCCUAACGCCACUGACGUGCUAUACGAGUACCAGUGCCUCCAGUGGGGCAGGUGCAACAACGACCAGCGCUCCUUCCGGGCCAUCGUCGCCAGGGCCUUGGGCGACGUCGUCGUCCUCGCCCCAUCCUUCGCCGACAGGGCCAACAAGAUCAUCGACGCCUCAGCCAAGGGUGCCGCCAGCGCCUGCUCGGGCGGCUCCGACGGCCACACCUGUGGCAUGAGCUGGAGCGACGGCGACUGGGAUGGCUUCUACGGCUUGGGCGAGCAGAUCGCCGCUCUCGAGAUCAUCCAGAACUCCGUCAUUGGCAGCAUCGGCGUCCCCUGUACCGAGGAGACCUGCGGCGACAAGCUCGACAGCUCCAGCUUCGUCACCGUCCCGGCCCCAACCGUCACCAGACACUUCACCAAAACCAGCACCGACGUGCACACGGAGACUCACACCACCUCGGUCGUCACCGAGCUGUUCUACACAGCCAAGUAAGCUGUCUCACGUCACUUAAAAGAAAACGAAAACGAGCAUGAACAUGAACAUGAACAUGAACAUGAACAUGAACAUGAACAUGAACAUGAACAUGAUGAAUCUCAAAACGAACUCAAAAUCCAAAAAACGUACCUUUUUCACUUCUCCGAUCCUUUUUGUCUCUUCUUUUUUUUUCAUUCACCACACGCAACCUUUUUGUCCGAUUGUACUCCACCCCUACCCUUUUUUAUUCUCCUGUUGUGUUAUAUAAUAAUCGUCUUCUGUCUCCGUAG